UUUAAGGGGGUGUUACCAGCAUCCUCUUGCUGGAUUAUUUAACCCCCCAGCAGAACAUUCUCUCCCUCACUCCUGUCCCAGGUAUCAGUCUCUUGAGCUACACAGGUCACAGUUCCACCAUGGCCGCUCCGAAGAGCACCGCCCUGGAGGGGAGUCUCAGGACCAUGAUCGAGGUUUUCCACUUCUAUGCCAUGAGGCAGGGAGACCCCCACUCUUUGAAUAAGGCAGAGUUCCAUGCGCUGGUCUCCACAGAGCUGGCCAACGUGCUGGCGAACCAGUCGGACAGAGGCAAGGUGAACACUCUCCUCUCCUCUCUGGACGCUGACAAGAAUGGAGAGGUGGACUUCGAGGAAUACAUGAGCAUGCUGUCCUCGCUGGCUAUCAAGUGCAACCAGCUGCUGACUGGAGCCCCGGCUCACAGACACUGAGGAGAGCAGCUGCCUUCCUGCAGGGUUAUACUGUUUCCCCUAUUAUAAUCAUAGCAACGUGUAACGAAGUACAGUGAAAUCAGUGUAUGGCAAGCAUUGUAAAGCACAGAGAGGUACGGUAAAACAUAUUAAUAAGCAUAGCAAUCCAGGGUAGAUUAUGGUAAAUUCAUUUUAUAGCCAAGGGAAAAGCAUGGGGGGGAAACUGCAAAAAUACUGUAGUCAACUUUGCUUGGGGUCAUUAUGGGCUUUUUUGAAAAUACUUUUGGCAUUGUUAGUAUGGACGGUGAUCUAUGAAUAAAGAUAAAGGAAGGUUGUUUGGAAA
Molecule: messenger RNA, 750 nt
Organism: Polyodon spathula (Mississippi paddlefish)
Lineage: Eukaryota; Metazoa; Chordata; Actinopteri; Acipenseriformes; Polyodontidae
Product: protein S100-A1-like
Exons: 3
Coding region: 120-428 (102 amino acids)
Molecular function (GO): transition metal ion binding; calcium ion binding
Source: RefSeq, a predicted model, not a curated record